Messenger RNA from Vollenhovia emeryi, 5707 nucleotides. RefSeq names its product homeobox protein onecut. The record is from RefSeq and is a predicted model, not a curated record. Gene Ontology annotation, cellular component: nucleus. Lineage: Eukaryota; Metazoa; Arthropoda; Insecta; Hymenoptera; Formicidae. The coding region runs from base 142 to 1620 and encodes 492 amino acids. Gene Ontology annotation, molecular function: DNA-binding transcription factor activity, RNA polymerase II-specific; RNA polymerase II cis-regulatory region sequence-specific DNA binding. The transcript is spliced from 5 exons. Gene Ontology annotation, biological process: regulation of transcription by RNA polymerase II.
AGGCAGAGCGCGCGGGAGUCCCUGUCGGUGAUCGUGCCGCCUCAGGACGUGGACGUGGACUCGCGCGACGCCGACGACUCGGAGCUCCUCAGUCCGGGCAAGCUAACGCCUACGUCGGGGAUCAGCGUGUCGGUCGCGAGCAUGAUCGACGCGACGGACUUCAGGGCGAUGCAGCCGGAGCCGACGUAUCAGACACUGACCUCGGUGGCCGAGAGGAUGUCGCCGCCCGGCUUCAGCCCGGGCUCGUCGUACGCCACGCUGACGCCGCUGCAGCCGUUACCGCCGAUCUCGACGAUGAGCGACAAGUUCGUUUACGGCGGUCACGCGGCCGGCGGCGUCACCGGUAGUUUCGCCGUCAUGCAGAACAACGGCCUGGGUAACAUCGGCCUCGGUAUGGGCGGCUCGCCGUACGCGUACGAUAAGCUACCUACGAUGAGCAUGUCACCGCCGCACAAUUAUCCAUCGCCGGGCGCGGGACUGCAACCGAGUCCGCUCUCGCCGCAGAGCGCGUACAGCCAGAGCGGCCUCAACUCGCCGCACAAGUCGUCCGCGAGUCCGCAUUACGACCCGGCUUUCCUGCCGCGAUUACAACAGAGCCCGGCGGCGCUUAGCCCGUCCUCGCCGCCGGCCGUCUCGGCCACGGCGAGUUUCGCGCCAUCGCAUCAUUCCCCGCCCGGCACGCACUCGGUGCCGAGCGCGGCAUCGCCGCCACCGACCAUGCAAACGCAACUGCAACAGCAGCAGCAGCAGCAGCAACAGCAGCAGCAGCAGCAACAACAACAGCAGCAGCAGCAACAGCAGCAGCAGCAGCAGCAGUCGAUGCCUCAGCAGCAGACGAUAUCGCACACGCAGCACGUGCAACACACGUCGGUGGUGAUGAAGACGGUGUCGGCGGCGGGCAACGGCGGCGCCGGCGAGGUCGAAGAGAUCAACACGAAGGAGCUCGCGCAGCGUAUCAGCGCCGAGCUCAAGAGGUACAGCAUACCGCAGGCGAUCUUCGCGCAGCGGGUGCUGUGCCGCAGCCAGGGCACCCUCAGCGACCUGCUGCGCAACCCGAAGCCGUGGUCCAAGCUCAAGAGCGGCCGCGAGACCUUCCGGCGGAUGUGGAAGUGGUUGCAGGAGCCCGAGUUUCAGAGAAUGUCGGCCUUGCGGCUAGCAGCCCUGAGCAACUGCUCUGAGAGCGGAGGCGAGCCGGACGCCAUGCUGGACAUGCACCACCCAGGAACCGGGAUCGACUCGCACCAUCCGCAGUUUCACAACUCCUAUGCUGCACAGAUUCCACAACGCGGAACAUGCAAGAGGAAAGACGAGAUGGCGAACCAGGCAGAACACCAACAGCCCGCCCCCAAGAAACCGCGGCUGGUUUUCACAGACCUUCAGCGCCGUACUCUACAGGCUAUUUUUAAAGAGACCAAGAGGCCGUCGAAGGAGAUGCAGGUGACAAUCGCGAGGCAAUUGGGCCUGGAACCGACGACGGUCGGCAACUUCUUCAUGAACGCCCGGCGCCGCUCCAUGGACAAGUGGAAGGACGAGGACCCGAAGACGGUCGCGGUCGAGGAGGAACAGUUGUCGCCCACGAUAGGAGGGAUCGGCCAGCGCCAACCGAGCGACGUUUUGUGACACACGUCCGACCACGAGGAGUACCACGACGAGUCGCCCGACGAGGACCUGCCCUUCUCGUAAGGGCAGCGUACUACGUCGCGGACGUAUCCUCGCCGACACGCUCGGGCCUACCGUACGACGGUCUCUCGACGCGCUCCCCGCGAAUUUUAACUCUUGACGAUUCAUCUCUGCGAUUCAGGAUACUGUUGCUAAUUGGCUGUUCGAGAUACCCGCUUAUAUCGGUUGACCAAAACUCGAGAAUCGUUUUAUUCGCUCGAUUCACGAGACCACGUUGAACUUCUCGAUGGACAACUUUGGGGCAAAGUAUGAUUUUCAGAAUUUUUCAUAUAUUUCGGCGACUCUCGCGGUCGUCCGAGAUUAAACAGUUUACGAAAGAAAGAAAGCGGAGACGUGAAAUUUUAUUAUCAUUUUAUCGCGCGGGCCGCGCGUCAACGAUCGUCUUUGAGGCUCGAGCUGCGUCGAGCAGGAGCGUCCUAGCCGCUGAAUGCGAACGAUCAUUAUAACUCCCGCGAAGCGAUCCAGAUUAGAUCUGCCAUGGUCUUGCGUUUUUUCUUUCUUCUUUUUCGCCUUUAGGCUUAGUGCGUUCCCAAGUAUUUGCGAUCGACAGAUUGUUCCACGUUGAAGCUUUUUAAAACGAUGUUCGAAGUCGAGAAACGGACGGGUCGAUGUCCAGGUGAAGGAGAGCUGGAAGUUGUCGAUUACAAUGGUUUUCUACUUACUUUGUCACACGAGAGUUACCCGUACAUAUAUCUAUAUGUAUAUAUAUAUAUUUAUUAUUCUCUCACACGCAAUUUGUCUGUCACAGUGAACGAGCCGUGCCGUAAUUUUAAGGUCGCAACUUGCGUGCGACAACGACUCGUCCGCGUAUCUCGACCUCGGGCACCUCGCAAACUUCGUGCCAUAGUUUGCCAUAUUAGCAUAAGUUAAUCCGCGACCCGGCGCUCCGCGCCCGAUUCUUAGCGUUCUAGUCCAUUGUAAUAAGUUCCAGGAGGACCUUGCCCGUCAAAUCGAGGCGGCGGUUCCUUUCCUCUAGUCAAAAUGCAGAAGCUCCAGUUCCGAAUCCGCCCUCCGCGAAGGGGGGUCGUUUCGAAAGGGCGCACGCAUUGUUGUUUUAUUUGCUCCCUCUUCCUUUUGCGCAAAUCGCGCUGCAGUUACGUGUUUAUUCGCCGUUUAAUUUAGUGAAGCGGGGCUCCCCCCCACGGAGCCCGGUUCCUGUUACCUUUCUUUUCUUGUUUAAAAGUAGAACCAGUCGCUGCUUUAAGCGGACCAGCGGAUAUCGCGGGGGCGAAUCGACCGAUCUCUUUCGCAAGGUCGUAUCUUGAUUUUACACGAUUUCCGGUUUUUCGGUUUAAACGCUCAUUCUCGUCCUGGAUGGGUGUCCAAGCGGAAAGACCGAAAAUUCCGCAAAAUCGACCUCGCGAAGGAGAAUCGGUCGAAAUGUCGAAUGACCGCACGGAAUUCCAAGCGCUCUGACAAUCGCGGGCGAGUAAAUACUUAGAAGAGUCCGUUUUCCACUUUUUCUUAAUCCUCGAGACUAGCCCUCAACCCUUGCCGCGCAGUGCGGUGCGAAAGUUCGAAGGAAUCUCCGAUCGAGAUACGUCACGAGUUAAAGCAGCGACUUGGCGCGGCGAUUUGAAGGAAUUUCUCCUGUUGCGUGCGUUAACGACUUUGUUUGAGAUUACGUACAUUUUAUUUCGCAUUUUAUAGACGUUGCGUCUCACUGAUUUAUAAAAAAAACUGGCGGUUUCGCGAUACCACGGGGGGGGCCGUAAUUAAAAUCGCGAAUCUCUCGACGCGCAUCGCGUCUUUUCCUCGGUGGUUCGAAACCUCGAGCGGUAGCGGUAAUCCAGUUUGAAAUUGUGAAAUUUUAUUUCCGCGUUGGCGGAUCGUGCGAUUGAGAGAGAGAGAACGCCAAUUUUUUUUACGCGCCCCUUGCGUUAACGUUGUUAUUAAAGCGAAUCGAACCCCCUUGUGGGAUUAAUCGGCGUUUCUCCACGAAUACGGUUAGCGGUGAGAUCCGAUGAUGAUCGCGCAAUCAGCGGCGCGCUAAACGCGCGACCGGGCUCGUCGUGUCCUCGUUGGUCAGACGAAACGUGAACCAAUUUUCAAAGUGGCUUCGUGUGAGGGUACACGUGCCAAGUGAUAUAUAUAUGUAUGUAUAAACAUGUAUAUCAGAGAGUGGACACUCUUUUGUGCGAACCGAUGGCGGGAGGGAGGUUUAGUGAGGAAAGGGAAGAGCGGAGGGUGAGGGAGAGCGAGAGCGAGAGCAAUUUUUAAAAUGGGUGGCUGCACCGCUGUGUACGAGAGACAGAGACAGCGAGAAUGAGUGAGAGCCUGUGAGAAAGCAAGAGAGAGAAACGGAGCGAGAGAGAGGGAGAGAGAGAGACUUUAGCGAGCCGCACUCGAUAUCGUACUGCAAUUGUGCUGUGCUAUUGUACAUACUUAAAAAAAAAGAAGAAAAAGAACAAACACGUACGUAUACAGAUAGAUAUAACACGUACACACUUUUAUUACGUAAGCGGCGUUCGCUAAGCCGGGCGAAAACGAAUCGGUGUGACGUUUGAUUGCAGAAAAGUGCAUUCUAGCCGACUUGCACUUCGCGUCUGUGGCUCCUGCGUAGCGAGAAUUCUUUUGUGCUUCGACACACAAACACAUGUACACUCACACAUACACACACACACACGCGCGCGCGGAUAUCACGUACAUCGACGCGACGUCGCGACGUGGCGAGCGAUCGGUUCUGCGAGAUUUCGUUGAACGACAUUUUGUAUCACGCCCUUCUACUUUUUUUUGUACGAUCGCGAGAGGAUCAUUCAUGCUAGUCGGAUUAAUCGUACAGAAUUAGUCGCGAGUGAACGCCGAGACUCGGUCGGAAAUUGACAAAGACGAUCCGGGGGUAUCGAGGGGCCGAGCUGAUUACGAAAAUUAAUUUGCUGCGCGCGCGCUCCAUCGAUUCCAUGACAAUUAAAAUUGUUUUGCCCGUGAUCCAAAGACCUUGUUAAAAAAAAAGUUUAUGUCAGGAAGAAGAUUGGACGGAGCAUUUUGAUUAUUUCUCGAUCGCACUUCGGGUCCAAAUGAACGGAACAAAUAAAUGAGACGCGCGCGACCGCACUGAAUUGAACGAAAUGCGUUUCGAAACGCGCGGUAAGCUCUCGAUACGCCUGGGAUCGGUUUUCUCGAGGAGGCGCGAGAAGAUCGCCGCCGUCGGCGAGUUCGUAGGGUGAUGCGAUCAUUCGUCCCGCGGGUGGAACGUCUCUUUUUCGCACCCGAACGCCCGUUCGAUGUUCGUUCGGCGAUGUUACCUACGGCAUGUUACUUAAUUUAUUAUAUUUUAGGGUAGAAAGAGAGAGAGAGAGAGAGAGAGAGAAAGGAUGCGCGCGGCGCGUUUGAAGCAGCUUUCGAAAGAUAAGUCGGCAGUUCGUCAUCGAGAGAAAGAGAGAGAGAGAGAGAGAGCGUGUAAUUUAUUGUGUAAUAUUUUGUAAAGUUAUAUCGAAUCCCCUUAGUGUGCAUGGCGACUCGAGGUAUGUUACCGCUUUCGUGCAACAACAGCAACAAUCUCCUCUCUAAAGAAUCCGAGUACACACCGAUACACGUUUACCCUUAACGUUGCACGUCGAUUGAUUAGCAUUUCAACCGCUGCUCUGAUUAUUUAUUAUUAAUUUAUCACAUACGACGUCUCAAAUAAACGGUCAUUCAAAGCGAGCAUCGCAGUUCUGAGUGUUUGGAGACUUGAGUGCUCCGUGCUGGAAAAAUUGAAACCCAAAUGGCGAAUCGGCGGUCGGCUCGACGCGGAAGGGAAAAAGGCUCGCAUCCGCCUCCCGCCUCGAGGGGAGCCGCGUUUUGUCCUGGUCGUCGGGCGAGAGGAUGCGAGGUCUCUUCCGGGCGCGAAGAUGAAUAUCCACGGUACCAAGAGAGAUGCGAGCGGCCUCCUCGGUCGUCGGUUUAAGAUCAUAUAUAGUACAAAGUAAACAUAUAUAUAUAUAUAUAUUAUUGUAAUAACAGUGUUUAAUUAUAUAUAAGAUAAUAUAUAUAAGAGAGAACGUGGCGUACGCGUCGCGCUGUUUUCCGAGGAGGAAUGUUCAAA